Messenger RNA from Paralichthys olivaceus (Japanese flounder), 654 nucleotides. Its product is annotated as girdin-like. Lineage: Eukaryota; Metazoa; Chordata; Actinopteri; Pleuronectiformes; Paralichthyidae. The record is from RefSeq and is a predicted model, not a curated record.
AUGGAGAGAGUCGACAGCUCAACAGACGCGACACAAGAACAACAGAGCACCAGCAGCAAAAUUCUGGAGGACCUCUGCCAAAACCUCCUGAAUUUGAAGACGGAGAACCGGGAGCUGGCAAAUGAAAAUGCCUUUCUGAGGGAGCUGAAGUCUGAAAACCUCGCCCGGUUGGAGCUGGUGAAUGAAAACACUGCCCUGAAGAAACAGAUCCACACUAACAACCUCACCUGGAAAACAGAGAGAAACAAGAUGAUGAAGGAGAUCGAGUCUUUGACCGCACAUCUGUGUAAGUGCAAUUGGGACUUGACCACCUUGAAUCAACAACUAAUCUCUGCAAAGGCCAGAGAGAAGGAGCUGAAGAAGGAGCUCAGAGAGAUGAGGCUCCAAGUAAAGGAGGGAGAGGUCGACUGCCCGAGUGAAGAUCUCCAACAGGCUGAGAGAGAGAAAUGUCAAGAUCUAGAGAGCUAUGAGGAAAAGCGAGGGAUCAGCAUCCUCCUACAUUGGGCCAGCUCAGAGAAACAGAAACCGAUGGGAACGUUGGAGGAGACGUCGUUCAUCAAGCAGGAGGAGCUCGCCUUGAAGAAUGCCAAGCAGAGGAUAGGGGAGGAGAAACAGAAAAGAAAUGAGAUGAAGAAGAUGGAGAGAAAAUAAAUA